Botrytis sinoallii is the source of this 4128-nucleotide messenger RNA. RefSeq lists its product as uncharacterized. The coding region runs from base 1 to 4128 and encodes 1375 amino acids. Lineage: Eukaryota; Fungi; Ascomycota; Leotiomycetes; Helotiales; Sclerotiniaceae. Gene Ontology annotation, molecular function: protein binding. The transcript is spliced from 4 exons. The record is from RefSeq and is a predicted model, not a curated record.
AUGGCAGAGGCUCUCGGAAUUGUCUCUAGUGUUAUCGCUGUUAUCGAUUUAUCUGUAAAGGUUACCUCACGAUGCUCUGAGUACUACACGAAUGUCAAGAAUGCUCGAGACGAUAUCGGACGCCUUCAAAGUGAGGCCCAAGGAUUAAAAGCAAUACUUGAGAGAGCCCGUUCGAUAUGCGAUGGUCCAAAUGGUGUGAGACUUCUCUUGGAGUGGACUUAUUAUGAAUCCUCACAACUUCAAGAUCCGCAGGGCUUGCGUAAGGGAGUGGAGGACUGCCAGAAGCAACUCGCCCAGCUGGAGACAAAGCUCGAGCCUCGAGAAACAAACAAAUUAAUGAGUCGCUUUGGGAGACGCGCUUUGAAAUGGCCUUUUAAAAGCAAGGAGGUGGAUAGUCUUAUAAAGAAACUCGAAAAUUGCAAGGCCAACAUAUCUCUCAGUCUCCAAGUCGACCAAGAGGUGCAAAUUCUUAACAUCCAUCAAAAUAAUGUACUUAAUAAACUGCGAUCUGCCAACAACGCCGCGUUUGACUCCCACGACGAAGAACACAAUGCCCGAUGCUAUCAAGGCACACGAGCGGAACUGCUUCGGCACAUAUAUAGUUGGGCUAGCGAUCGAAACAGUCAGUGCAUAUUUUGGCUAAAUGGUAUGGCGGGCACUGGCAAGUCUACAAUCUCCCGCACCGUGGCCCAAAAUCUUGUCGACAGGGGAGAGCUCGGCGCCAGUUUCUUCUUUAAGAGAGGUGAAGGCGACCGUGGCCACGCAGGAAUGUUUUUUGCAACAAUUGUCACUCAGCUCGUCCAAAAACUACCUUCCUUAGCGCCACAUGUUCAAGAUGCGAUCGAAGCUGAUCCAGGAAUCUCUGGGAAGGCUUUGGGUCAACAAUUCAACACACUUGUUUUGAAACCGUUAGAGAAGAUACAAACCGAUCCUCAGAAGUCUUCCAGUAUAGUGAUUCUGGUUGAUGCUCUUGACGAGUGUGACCGAGAAGAGGAUGUUGAAGCUAUCAUUCGCCUAUUUUCACAAGCGCAACAUAUUGCAUCACUCAAGUUCUUCUUGACAAGCAGACCAGAGCUUCCGAUUCGCAUGGGCUUUGAGGAUAUAAAAGGUAAAUAUGAAAGAUUGAUUCUCCAUCAAAUUCCUGAUCCAAUUGUUAAGGCGGAUAUCUCUUCAUUCAUAGAACACGAACUAGCAACAAUUCGAGUAAAUUAUAACAAAUCAGUCACCCGAAGCCGGCAAUUACCCGCGAAUUGGCCAAGUCACGACAUCGUUCAAAGUUUAGUCGGAAUGGCUAUCCCAUUGUUUAUUUUCGCUACAACUAUCUGCCGGUUCAUCAAUGACCGAAAAUGCGGCCAACCGAAGGAUCAGCUUGCUAAAGUCCUGAAAUAUCAGGGUAGAAACCAAGCGUCUAAACUUGAUGCAACAUAUCUUCCAGUCCUAGAUCAGCUACUCGUCGGGAUUACUCUUUCUGAGAGAACAGAUCUAUUAGAAGACUUCAAGCAAGUCGUUGGGUCAAUCGUCAUUCUUGCUAGCCCUCUUUCCGCUACUUCUCUCGAUCAACUCCUUGGAGUCCCUGAAGGUACAGUUGACAGUAGAACAGACCUCCUCCACUCCGUUCUAAGCAUCCCCUCUCAUCCUGAAUACCCUAUACGACUGCUCCAUUUGUCAUUCCGGGAUUUUCUCACUGAUACUGAGAAGCGCAAGACGAACCCCUUUUGGGUUGAUGAGAAAGAUACCCAUAAGAACUUAGCGAUCCGAUGCCUUGAACUUUUAUCGACGGGCGAAAGUCUCAAGAAAGAUAUUUGCAAUCUUCGGACACCAGAAAAGCCACGAGCAGAUAUUGAUAAACAAACGAUAGAUUUUCACCUACCAUCCGAAAUUCAAUAUGCUUGCCAGUAUUGGGUAUAUCACUUGAAAGAGAGUGGAAGUAGUAUAUACGAUAGCGACCAAGUCCACGAUUUCCUCAAAUGUCACUUUCUCCACUGGCUUGAAUCAUUAAGCUUGAUUGGUAGGCUACGAGAAAGUAUUGGGAUGGUAGAUAGCUUGAUGGCUAUAACAGACCCAAUAAAAGGCAGCGAGAUGUCUAAGUUCCUUUACGACGCAAAGCGCUUUAUCCUCAACUACUACUCUAUAGCUGACUCAUCGCCCCUCCAACUCUACUCCUCUGUGCUUAUCUUCGCCCCUCAAAAAAGUAUUAUUCGAAAUACAUUCCAUAAUUACACUCCUGAUUGGAUUCUACAGGAGCCAAAUACAGAUCUGGAAUGGAAUGCAGUUCUUCAAACGCUUGAAGGGCAUAGCGAUUGGAUUAACUCGGUUGCUUUCUCGGCUGACUCAAAGCUACUAGCAUCGGCAUCAGGCGAUCAAACAAUCAAAGUCUGGGAUGCAGUUACAGGUAUACUACAGCAAACACUCGAAGGACAUAACGAUUCUGUCAGCUCGGUCACUUUCUCGGCUGACUCAAAGCUAUUAGCAUCAGCAUCACGCGAUCAAACAAUCAAAGUCUGGGAUGCAGCUACAGGCAUAUUGCAGCAGACGCUCGAAGGGCAUAGCGAUUCGAUCAGCUCGGUUGCUUUCUCAGCCGACUCGAAGCUACUGGUAUCGGCGUCAGGCGAUCAGACAAUCAAGAUCUGGGAUAUAGUUACAGGCACACUACAGCAAACAAUCAAUGGGCAUAACGAUUGGAUCAAUUCGGUCGCUUUCUCGGCUAACUCGAAACUAUUAGCAUCAGCAUCAGGCGAUCAAACAAUCAAAGUCUGGGAUGUAGCUACAGGUACACUACAGCAGACUCUCAAAGGGCAUAUCAGUUCGGUCAACUCAAUCGCUUUCUCGGCCGACUCGAAGCUACUGGUUUCGGCAUCACGCGAUCAGACAAUCAAGAUCUGGGAUGUAGUUACAGGUAUAUUGCAGCAGACACUUGAAGGACAUAGCAGUUCGGUCAACUCAGUCGCUUUCUCGGCCGACUCAAAGCUAUUGGUAUCGGCAUCACGCGAUCAAACAAUCAAAGUCUGGGAUGCAGUUACAGGUAUACUGCAACAGACGCUCGAAGGGCAUAGUAGUUCGGUCAACUCGGUCGCUUUCUCGACCGACGCGAAGCUACUGGUGUCGGCAUCAGGCGAUCAAACAAUCAAAGUCUGGGAUACAGCUAUAGAUACAUUACAGCAGAUAUUUGAAGAGCAUAGCAGUUCGAUCAGCUCGAUUGCUUUCUCGGCUGAUUCAAAGCUAUUAGCAUCAGCAUCAGGCGAUCAAACAAUCAAAGUCUGGGAUGCAACUACAGGUAUACUACAGCAAACACUUAAAGGGCAUAGCGAUUGGAUCAACUCGGUCGCCUUCUCGGCUGACUCAAAGCUACUAGUAUCGGCAUCAGACGAUCAAACAAUCAAAGUCUGGGAUGCAGUUACAGGUAUACUACAGCAAACACUCGAAGGACAUAACGAUUCUGUCAGCUCGGUCACUUUCUCGGCUGACUCAAAGCUAUUAGCAUCAGCAUCACGCGAUCAAACAAUCAAAGUCUGGGAUGCAGUUACAGGUAUACUGCAACAGACGCUCGAAGGGCAUAGUAGUUCGGUCAACUCGGUCGCUUUCUCGACCGACGCGAAGCUACUGGUGUCGGCAUCAGGCGAUCAAACAAUCAAAGUCUGGGAUGCAGUUACAGGUAUACUACAGCAAACACUCGAAGGACAUAACGAUUCUGUCAGCUCGGUCACUUUCUCGGCUGACUCAAAGCUAUUAGCAUCAGCAUCACGCGAUCAAACAAUCAAAGUCUGGGAUGCAGCUACAGGCAUAUUGCAGCAGACGCUCGAAGGGCAUAUUGGCGUUAGGAAUUUAUCAUUUGACAUCACAAAUUCAACCUUGAUUACAGAAGUUGGCAGUCUUAGGUUUAAUGUAACCACGAACAUCCCUUCACCUUCAUCUUCUCGAGUAAUGAGUAGUAAAAACCACUAUCAAGAAUUGAGUGUUAGUGGGUCUUGGGUUACAUGGAAUGAGCAGAACCUGCUUUGGUUACCACCCGACUUCCGGCCUACAAUCUAUAUUAUCUCGCGUAACGGCUCGAAACUCGCCAUUGGAUGCCAAUCGGGGAGAGUUUUCAUCAUCGGAAUAAACGACCCAUAUAGUAAUAUUCCAAAGUAA